AUGCUCAACUUCGCAGUCAUCGGCACGGGCUGGAUCACCGACUCAUUCAUCGAGUCGGCCCAUGCGACGGGCGCCUGGAAGCUCGUCGGCGUCUACUCGCGCAAGCAGGAAUCCGCCUCCGCAUUCGCCUCCAAGCACGGCGUGACGGCGACGUACACCUCGCUCGAAGCACUCGGCGCCGCCGCCGACGUGCACGCCGUCUACAUCGCGUCGCCGAACUCGCUGCACCACGCGCAAGCCAAAGCCGUGCUCAGCGCCGGCAAGCACGUCAUCCUCGAGAAGCCGGCGACGUCGACGGUGGCCGAGUUCGAGGAGCUGCACGCGCUGGCGCGGGAGAAGGGCGUGUUCCUGAUCGAGGCGAACCGGCACAUCCAGGAGCGCAACUUCAAGGUGCUGCAGGAGAGCUUGGCCAAGCUGGGCCCCAUCUACGGCGCGAGCCUGAACUACGCGUCGUACUCGUCGCGCUACAACGCCGUGCUAGCCGGCGAGACGCCCAACAUCUUCAGCCUCGCCUUCUCGGGCGGUUGCUUGGUGGAUCUCGGCGUAUACCCCAUCGCCGCCGCCGUCGCGCUGUUCGGCAAGCCCAAGGCGCAGUCGUACAGCCCGGUCUUCAUCGCGACGGGCGCGGAUGGCGGCGGUUUCGUCAGGCUUCAGUAUGAGGGUUUCGCGGUGGAUAUCAACCAGAGCAAGAUUUACACGUCGGCGGCGCCAAGCGAGGUAUACGGCGAGAAGGGCACGCUGAUCGUGAACGGGGUGACGGAUAUCGACAGCGUGGUCUUCUUGGACGCGAAGAAGAAGGAGAAGACGCAGUUGGCGGGCGAGAAGGCGAAGUUGAACUUGCAAGAAGAGGCCGCGGAAUUUGCAAGGAUAAUCGGGGAGAAGGAUGCGGCGGCGGCGAAGAAGCUGGAGGAGAUGAGUAGGAUUGUGCUGGGAAUCACGACGGAUUUGAGGAAGCAGAACGACAUCGUGUUCGAUGUGGAGAAGAACUGA
This is a messenger RNA of Lasiodiplodia theobromae, 990 nucleotides long. Its product is annotated as Oxidoreductase. Lineage: Eukaryota; Fungi; Ascomycota; Dothideomycetes; Botryosphaeriales; Botryosphaeriaceae. Bases 1 to 990 code for a protein of 329 amino acids. The record is from RefSeq and is a predicted model, not a curated record. The transcript has a single exon. Gene Ontology annotation, molecular function: nucleotide binding.